AUGGUGCUCGGCAUGAGCCCCAAGCGGGCCUACAAUUGGUUCAUCUCGAUGGUGGCAGCAGCAUGCAUGGUGCUUUACGGCUACGAUGCAUCUGUUUUCAACUCGGUUCAGGGUUCAAAAAACUGGUUAGCCUAUUUCAAUAAUCCGAACGCAGCGACAAUCGGCUCAAUCAAUACUGCGUACACUGUUGGCGCCAUCUUUGGCGGGUUCUUCGUUGGAGGGCCGGUGGCCGACUACUUUGGUCGCAAAGUUGGAAUGGCCACUGGCUGUGUCCUGGUUAUCGCUGCUACAUUUAUGCAGACUUUUGCUCCUCGCCAUAGUCUUGCUUGUUUCCUGGCAGGCAGAUGUAUCAUCGGUAUUGGCCAGGGAAUUGCCUUGACCGCUGGACCAAUUUACAUUGGCGAGCUGUCUCCGCCGGAGAUCAGAGGAAAAAUUAUGACCUUCUGGCAGAUGUUCUACUCUGUCGGGUCAUUCAUCUGCUUCUGGAUCAACUAUGCCUGCACAAAGAACGUUGAGAAGCUGGGUGAGUGGGAUUGGAAGCUGGUCGUCAUUUUCCAGCUCUUGGUCCCUAUUUUGAUUCUUGCGCUUCUCCCGACCAUGCCUGGUAGCCCUCGUUGGUUCAUCAAACGUGGAAACAACAUCGAGAAGGCACGGUCCGCUCUGAGAAGAGUUCGAGACACCGAUGAGGGGGUAGAGGACGAAAUUCUUCAGAUCCGCGAGGCCAUUGAGUACGAAAAAGAGGCCAUCUCUGGCAACUAUAGCGCUCUGUGGAAGGACAAGUCUCUCCGCAAACGCAUGCUCCUCGCACUCGUCAUCAAUGCUGGCCAGCAACUUACUGGACAAGGCUCACUUAACUCGUACUCCACCAAGAUCUACCAAAAAGUGUUCACCAGCGACAGCCAGAUUGCCUUGAUCAACGCCCUCAAUGCUACUUUCGGUAUCCUCUUCACCCUCAACGCUGUCUGGAUUAUCGAUCGAUUUGGAAGAAAAUUCCUCCUGAUUGCCGGUGGUAUCGGAAUGGGUAUUUGCAUGAUCAUUGUCUCCGCUGUCGAAACUGAAACGCCAAAUUUGGCCAACGGAGCGAAAUCAACACCGGUUGGCAUAUCGAUUGUAUUCCUUCUAUUCCUAUUCAUCUUCUUCUACAAACCAUCAUGGGGCGCAACUGUCUGGAUUUGGACCUCUGAGGUCUUUUCCAUGAAUGUGAGAGCGCAAGCAGUCGGAAUGGCCUCGCAAACGCAAAACGUCGCCAACACCAUCUUCCAGCAAUUCUUCCCUAUUUUCCUCGACAACGACGGCUUCUACGCAUUCUAUAUGUUUGCCGGAAUCAACUUCUUGUUGGCACUGUUCGUCUUCUUCUUCAUUCCGGAGACUAAGCAGGUUCCGCUCGAGGAGAUUGAUGCUCUGUUCGGUGGCGCCAACCACGUUGUGCAAGGCGAAGAGGUUCUUGCACAGCAGAAGGGAAUUCAAGUUACUCACGAGACACAAGAAAAGCCUGAUUCCGUCACUGUUGAGAACGUCGAGACUCGCAGCGAGUUCCGCUGA
Molecule: messenger RNA, 1542 nt
Organism: Penicillium atrosanguineum
Lineage: Eukaryota; Fungi; Ascomycota; Eurotiomycetes; Eurotiales; Aspergillaceae
Product: putative MFS sugar transporter
Exons: 6
Coding region: 1-1542 (513 amino acids)
Biological process (GO): transmembrane transport; carbohydrate transport
Cellular component (GO): membrane
Molecular function (GO): carbohydrate:proton symporter activity
Source: RefSeq, a predicted model, not a curated record